Messenger RNA from Synchiropus splendidus (mandarinfish), 2103 nucleotides. RefSeq names its product elongin-B. The record is from RefSeq and is a predicted model, not a curated record. Lineage: Eukaryota; Metazoa; Chordata; Actinopteri; Syngnathiformes; Callionymidae. The transcript has 4 exons. The coding region runs from base 985 to 1383 and encodes 132 amino acids. Gene Ontology annotation, cellular component: VCB complex; elongin complex. Gene Ontology annotation, biological process: transcription elongation by RNA polymerase II. Gene Ontology annotation, molecular function: protein binding.
AAAAAAAACUCCCUUUAACUGUGAACUUGAUGGUGAGGAAGAAUGAGGAUAAACAUAUGAGCUGAGGGAGGAAGGAAACAUCUUAACAUACAGUGACAGCACCCCACAUUCAGCAGGUCAGUCUGGGGUUUGAGAGACAUCACAUAGUUUCCCCAUUACACUCUUAUGUUAUGAAAUGUAGCAACUAACAUCUUACCAAAAUGACCAGGUCAGUGAGUUUGUAACGUGGGCUACUGGCCAUUCACAAAAUUCUGACCAAAUCAAAGGAAAGAAAAGUGCGCACCUGGCAGAAGGAGGCCAAAGUCAAGGCAGUUUCAGUAAGCGUGAGGUGCACCUUCCUCUUCCAUGCGUGUUUUCGAACACAAGGAAGCGCCAGAAGCUCGGCGAUCGUGGGCCGCUUGGAUGGGUCUGGGCACAGCAUCAUCUUCAGGAUAGAUUGAAGCUCAGUGGAUAGUUCUAGAAACGUGGAAAAAUAAUCAUAGGUGGGAUUGCAACAAGGACAUGCAAAGAGUUUUAAUGUCAAAGUCGAACUCACCGCCUGUAACCUCAGCAGGGAGGCAGCCUUGUCUGAGCAGCUGCCAGCCCUCGCCACCAUUGGGAACCUCAAUGUUACAAGCAAGCUCCAAAAUAGAAACUCCCAAACUAAAGGAAAUCGAUAAACAUUGUUAGUUAUUCAAUAAUCAAGUUACACAAAAUGAAGGCUGGGUAUAUUUUCUGACCUGAAAACAUCAGCAGCAGGUCCAAACUCUCCACGCAGAAGCUCAGGAGCCAUGUAUCUGCCAUCACCUUCCUGGGCAUCCUCCUUCACCUUGUUCUGCAGGGGAUCUGGACUCUUGUGAUCAAACUCCAACAGCAGCCCAAAAUCGCCCAGCUUGAGACGUCCAGAUUCAGUGACCAAUACAUUUGCAGGCUUGAGGUCCAGGUGCACGAAACCAUUGGAGUGCAGGUGAUCCAGUGCUGAGAGGAGGUCGCACAAAUAGGACCAUGCUGCAGGCUCAUCUGCACCAAACAAACCCAACAAACAAUGACGUGUUCUUGAUGAUCCGGCGUCACAAGACCACAAUUUUCACAGACGCCAAGGAGUCCACCACUGUGUAUGAGCUCAAACGUAUUGUGGAGGGUAUUUUGAAAAGGACACCGGAGGACCAACGGCUCUAUAAAGAUGAUCAGUUGCUAGAAGAUGGAAAAACACUUGGUGACUGUGGAUUUACCAACCAGACUGCCAGACCGCAGGCACCAGCCACAGUUGGUCUGGCAUUUCGAGUCAAUGAUGAGAGAUUUGAGCCGUUGCACAUCGAAGCCUUCUCCAGCCCCCCUGAACUCCCAGAUGUGAUGAAGCCUCAGGACUCUGGUAGCACUGCAAAUGAGCAGGCAGUGCAGUGAGGGGAGCAUGGAAAGGGGAGUGUGUGGAGUAACUGCAGUCAAAAAUUGGCUCAGACAAGGAUAUAAUGUAAAUUCGUUUAGUGGAUGGGGACAUUUUGGGUAACCAAGCGUAUCCACGGUACCUUUAUGCUAUUAUCCCAGCACUGCCCUGACCCUUCACAUCCAAACCUGUUUGAGUUAAUUCACAAGUCAUUUAAUGAUAACUUUGACAUGCAGUACUGCUCCCCAAAUGACUCAAUGUCCAGAGUGAAGAAAUAUGUUUGGACGGUAUGAUUGUGUGUUUGUGUUGUCUUAUUAUCAUUAAUAUUUUUGAAAAGGUGAAGGUGUAGUGGUGUGUCACAGUUGUGUCAUUAAAAAGCAACAUGCACAGGUAAAGAGGUGGUUGUCUGAAUGGAGAAACAGCAUGGGGAAAAAAAAACUCCCUUUACUUUCACACAUGCUGCAGAUAUGUCUGAAAGGAACGUGGUUAUUUGGUCAGAUGAAGUACUUUUGUUUCUUUAGUACGCUAGCUCUUCCGCAUGUCGUACCAUGAGACCAAAGGCAGACACCAGAGAACUUGUGUGGACAUCAGUUUGUCUUUGUAUAUGAUGAUAGUUAGCAGUGUUUGACUUCAGAUGACAUUUUCACCACAUCCUCAUGUGGCGUCUUCUGACUCACAGACAUAAACUGUAACUGUGAGCUUGCUUAAUUAAACUUUUUUUCUUUCCUGUUUGCUUUCUA